Molecule: messenger RNA, 3325 nt
Organism: Armigeres subalbatus
Lineage: Eukaryota; Metazoa; Arthropoda; Insecta; Diptera; Culicidae
Product: ras-GEF domain-containing family member 1B
Exons: 11
Coding region: 978-2618 (546 amino acids)
Biological process (GO): Ras protein signal transduction; positive regulation of GTPase activity
Cellular component (GO): plasma membrane
Molecular function (GO): guanyl-nucleotide exchange factor activity
Source: RefSeq, a predicted model, not a curated record
CGUGCGGACGGAUAAACCAAGUACGGUUCCCCGGUAAGCGAAGAAAAAAAAACGGUUCUCAAUCGGCGUGGCACUUAUGUUUCUUCCCGGAUUUUGACAACUAUUGGAAAGAUACGCACCAGUCGGACCACUAAUUCCUGUGGCUUAUUUGAGGAUUAUCGAAGGAUUAUACCUAAAAGGAUUAGCAGCAGAAUCUCAUCAAUUCCUGGAUUACAUGACAAAAGCCAAGACAGAAGCCAAACUGGAUGUGAAUAAUUAAUCAACCGGUCGGGGGUAGUGCGGCAUGAAAGGAUAAUUAGAGUGAGUGCGUGAAGCUAACGAUGGAAUGAUUCGUGAUUUACAAGCCACCAUGCGCUUCCACCGGAUUUCAUGCGGUCAUGCUGUUUGCUGUGAGAGGAGGGUUUUGUGAAAUGCGGUCGGUGGGUUUGAGCUUUGCAGAACGCAGCAAAUUAGUGGUGUGGAAAAUCGUUUAGCAGCUCAGCGAGUGCAAACGCCUCAUACAUUUAUGUAUUUCGUUUUGCCGAGGCUAAUAUUGUGGAAUAACCAAGUGAAAUGAAUACAUAAGUAAUUAAGCACCUGUUAAUGGAUGCUCCAGUGGUUGGUGGAAUAAGAGGAAACAAACAGUGCACGUGAAAUUAGAUUCGAGUGCGGUGUGAAGCAGAGAGCGCCUGCUUCUGGUGUGGAAGCAAACAAGAACAACGUUGCAGCUCGUUAAGGAUAUAAUUUGUGGAACGAGUGUGGCACCACCGACUGCCGACAGCUCAACGCCCGAGUACUUUCACUUGACACGUUGUUACUAAAACCAGUGCCAUGAACGACUAGCGCCUGAUUCCUCCCCAUGGUCGCUAGGAUACUUAGGGGGAGCGACAGCUUCGCACCGAACAACAUCCGUCGUCGUUCUGGCAUUGUGAGCGCUGAUGCCUUAUAGUUCUGAAGUGUGCGCUCAUAAAUGUAUUCCACCUCCAUCGUCUUGACGUAUGGCUAUGUACUACUAUGCAAGCAAAUUAUCAGCAGCGGCAUGCGGCACUCGUUGCCGGCAGGGACUUACCAGGAGGCAGCGCAAUCGUAACGCAAGUCGUAACCAGCAGCAUCGGGCUGCCAAGAAGGACGACGACGAAGACUCCGACGAUAACAACAAAGAUAAGAAGGCAUUAUCAUCCGUAUUGUAUGACGCAACAGAUGACACAAUCGUGAUAUCGGUGAAAUCAUCGGAACAACCAGAAGUAUGCUGUGAAAGCACGCCCACACUCGCUCACACGGCACUCGGAUCGGGAGGAGUUAUGUACGGAAACGGCAACAUCGCAUCUGGUCCGCUAGACUCUCUCAUCGAGCUGCUGAUGCCCGCCAAUGCCGACGAGUUAGAUCAGGAAUAUGUUUUCUCCUUCCUGCUAUCGUGUCGAUUUUUCAUCCGAACAUACGAGCUGUUGGGUACACUGUUGGAAACACUACCGGAACCGGAGCCAGUAGACCGUUUCGUGCCGCUACUGGCCGUGUGGACCAAGAUGUUCCCGUACGACUUCCGCGACGAACGCAUGAUGAACCACGUGAAACAUAUCGUAGCUAGAUGCGCAGAUACCAAAUUAGCAGAUGUGGUAUCUGAACUACUAUGUGCCUUGUUAGCCCGGCUAACCGAACUCGAAAAACACGAAGAGGAACUCAAAAGCUAUCAAUCUACUGUUGACAAUAAGACUGAAUCAAUAACAUGGCCAAACGCUUCGCAAUUAGCACAAGUUUUAUGCAGAAUCGAGCGCAAUUUAGCAAAACACGUAGGACCAGAAGAGUUUGUCCAGUGCAGUGCCAACCUGCUGAAGGAUCCAAAUCGCGAGGACUUCACGCCCAAACCAGUUGGGUGGUACGGCCCAUCCGGAGGGGCAUCGCUGGAUACCAAGAAAACAUGCAAUUUAGAAAGCUACCUGGAGUGGUCUGCUCGUCUGAGGAUGCUUGUGGCGAGCGAAAUAUUGAAGUGCCAAAACAUACAGGACCGCAACAACACGGUGGAGCUGUGGAGCGGAGCGGCCCAGUACUGCCUCCUGGUGGGGAACUACAACAGUGCCACGGCCAUCCUGGAGUCGCUGGAUAUGCCGCCCAUCGCUAGAUUACAAAUCACGUGGAGCAAGCUUUCGACGACUACGAGUCAACAACUGGACUGCAUGCAACGUCACGCGGAAGGCUGUGGAAAUUUAUGGAGCAAACAAACUGAGACCAGCUCCAGCGGUGGUGGCUCAAAUUGCGGAGACAAAAAGCGAAAACCCUCGGCGACGACCACCGCCACGUCAUCGUCAUUCGCCGUCUCCAAGGCAAAGUCCAACGAGUGGGUCGUUGUUCCGGUGUUUGUGGACAUCGUCAAACUAGCUUUGAAAUCCAGAGAGGACUGCUGUGUAAGGCUCCCAAACGGGCACAUAAAUAUGACGGCGUUCGAUCGGAUGGCAGCCAUCGCCGGUGCAUUCACGAAACACAUGUGCCAAGUCAAUCAAACACUGCCGGACGUCGGAGAGUUUGCGAAUCUCUGUCGACACAUGCAAUCGUGCAAACUCCAGAACGAAUCAGAACUUAUGCUGGCUUCAUUUAGCUGCGAGGAGCCAACAAUUGCCGAGAAAGAAUUGUACGACGUUGCAUAGCACCACCAAUGCUGGCACCGUCAUCCCCACUUCCUCCGUCGGAUUAGCUGGAUAACGAUCGGACUCAUCGUAAUGAACAAUUAUUUGCAUACGCAAAGGAGGCGGACCCUCCCAAUUUUGAUAACGCUGGUAUCCGAAGAAUGUGGCCUCUGCUGACGACGACGGCAGCCUUUGUUCUGGACUCGUUGACCCUUGUACCAAUUCCACUCACCAUUCAGCUGAAUUCUCCGGAUGCCUCCGGCGCAGAAUUGAUUGGAGGAACAAUUUUAAUCGUUCGAUAUUAUAAUGUCGGCAGUUGGCAGAAGGCACAUUCCGAAAUACAACGACACAAUGCUAAGUAGAUUUAUGGAAAAACGAUGGAAUAUGAAUCAAUGGUAGAACGUUUUAUGCUGUAAUAAAUUCAAUAAAAUGAAUGUGAUUAGAUUAUGUACUACAGUAAUGCAAAAUAUGAAAGUCCUGAAAUGGUGAUUUAGUUUCCUCGACAAAGUGAUUGCCAGAAAUGCAAUAAUAUUGAAAUUCCUAUCCUCACAGGACAUAAGUUGAUUAGUUUAUGAUAUGUUGAAAGCUCUACUCUUACGUUGUAGAAGAAAUCUUAAACGACCAGUGUAAAUAAUGCAUACUAGUAGUAAAUUAUUUAAUAAUGCAAUCAGUUUGAUUGAGACAAAUGAAAUGAACAGCGAAUACAAAAUGGAUAAAUAUAACUUGAA